AACUCCUGGAGUAUCUGUACCAAGACAGUUGGUGGUAUACAAACAAGAAAGAGAGAAUGCACCAACCCAGAACCAGGACGUUGUGGGAAACACUGCGAUGGGACCGGAGCACUGUUGAGAGUAUGUAGCAACAUGUCCAGUUGCCAAGAAGAAUUUCCCCUGCGUUUUGAAACAGAGAAGAACCCAUCUGUCGGUACAAUGGAGAUAUUCUCAAACAGCAGCUGGCAAAAGCUUUGUACCAGUCAAUGGGAUGAAGCAGAUGAAAAUUCAACCUGCAUGGCCAUGGGCUACUAUAACAACGGUGCUAAUGACACAUGGUACGCAGAACGUGGCAAUGCUACAGAGAUGUCCACCCACUACAACUGCACCAUUCCCACCAGAUGUCAAAACGACUUGGAAAAGAAACAACAAUUUUGCAAAGUUCCUGUUCGCUUGAAUGGCGCAAAUGUGGAGUAUGGAGGAAGAGUGGAAGUGUUUUACAAGGGGAAAUGGGCAAAGAUAUGUAGGAAUAAAUGGGACUUUGACGACGUCAAAGUUAUUUGUCGUCAACUUGGCUUUGAAGAGGCUUUGGCGGAAUUCAUUGGGUCAGACAUAAAGGCUGAGGGAAUACCUUUUGCAAUGUCCGAUGUCUCUUGCACCGGAGAAGAGUUUGAACUUGCAUCAUGCGAUCGCAUUGAUGGAAAGUUAAAUAUUCCACCUCAAUGUCAAUCGGAUGACAAGGGUUCUCAAGCGUUGUGUCAACCAAAGAACAAGAAUGUGUUGGAAAGAGUUGAACUCUAUUUUGAUAUUGGUAGCGGAGAAAAGCUUCGCUGCUCUAUACACAAUAAAACCAAUCAUGCUAGAUGGGUCAUCAAUGGGGGAAAGCUUGAAAUAACAAACUCUACUUCUCAAAGGAUCAGGGCUGGAGACAAUGGUGAUCUGUUCAUCGAUGAUGUACAGCUGUCUGAUGGAGGAACAUAUGAAUGCCAGAGAUUGGAAUAUGUUCAAUAUUACAUUGUCUAUAUUAAUGCAAGAUUUACUGAGAAGACGUUGGACCAACAAACCGUUAUUGCGUACGAGUCUGGCAUUAUAAGCUGCAGUGCUGAUGGAACACCAAGUCCACAGAUUUCUUGGAGUAAAAAAGGAAGAAAGUCCUUAGACCCGAAGCGAUUCACUCAAGUAUCCAAUGGCAGCUUGCGUAUUGGUUUUGUAAAGCCUGAAGACGAUGGAACAUUCACUUGUACCAUGAAACAAACUAAAGGAGCGAAGAGGGUCACAAGCAAAGAUAAAGACAUACGAGUGAGAGUUAUAAUUCGACCAGAUGUUUAUAUUUCUGGAGCAAGCAAUCUCAUCAUAGAAGGAAGCAGUGUAAACUUGACGUGUGAAGUUGUGGCAGGUCGGCCUGAACCACGGAUCACCUGGCUCAAGAAUAUUACAUUGCAAAGAGAGAGUUCGUCUCUCUUCUUUUCUGAGAUAACAAAGGAGGACGAAGGGCGGUACACUUGUAAGGCAGAGAAUGAAGCAGGCAUUUCUACCAAAGACAUUAAAAUUUCUGUAAAGGUUCCACCCCAUGUUCGUAGUGAGUCUAGAAAUCUCACCAUUGCGUUUGACUACCCAUUUAUUAGAGAGUGUUAUUUCAGAGGUGACCCACAAGUAUCUGUCAACUGGACCAAGGAUGGAGUGCUAAUUAGUAAAAACAACACCUUGGUUAUAAGAAAAGCGACGUUUAAAGAUAAAGGCUAUUAUGAAUGUACUGCUAAAAAUGAUUAUGGCGAAGCAAAAUCUUCCUUCUGGAUCGAUGUCACAGUAUUUCCACAGAUUAUAAAGCCUCCGAUAAACCAGUCUGUUACUGAGGGAAACUCUGUGAACUUUAGUUGCCGAGCCACAGGUGUGCCAACACCAACAUUAGUCUGGGUUUUUAAUAAUGGUGACCUGCCAUCUGGUAUCAAUCAAUUCAAUCACAAAGGAGAAUCAUUCCUGGAAUUUUUAAGCGUCACAAAAGGGAUGGAAGGGACUUACAAGUGUGAAGCGAAAAAUAAAGCAAAUACAACUAGUUCCUCUGCAACACUGCGUGUAUACGGAAAAGCCUCUGUUCAAGUUUUUCCAGAUCAGUAUCCAGCAAUCACAGCAGGAGACAACCUCACGUUGACCUGCAACGUCAACGAAGAAACAAUAAAUGUAACUUGGAAAAAAGAUGGAGACUCACCACCUGAAAGAGCAAAGAUUGAUACACGAUUCGAUGACAAAAAGAGUACAUUUGCUGUAACUGAAGUUGUGAAGGAGGACAGUGGUGUGUAUUCUUGCGAGGGACGUAACAAGCUCGGUUUUGUUGACCGUUCCUUUGUAAAAAUAAACAUCAAAGCGAAGCAAGUGCCACGAGCUAUGCAAAGUUUCAACACUUUGUGGUUUUACAUUGGUGGAUCAGUGGCGGCAGCGAUUGUCAUUUUGCUAAUUGCCUGGUAUUUCUGCAAGCUUCGAAGGGCAGCCCCACCUGAGGUGCCACCUAGGUUGAAUGAAGGGGAAGAUGAAGUUGAGAUGGAUCAGCUGAACUUAAACACAGAUGGAUGGGAGAUUGCAGCUGACCGCCUGAACCUUCGCGAGCAUAUUGGCAGAGGGGCAUUUGGUUCAGUGUGGCGAGCGCUACUGGGUCGUUCCCGUGGCAGACCUGGAAAUCGUACAGUUGCUGCCAAGUGCUACUUACCAAUCUCCGGAGAGAAAGGAAGGAAGGCCCUGCUGAGAGAGAUCGAGUUAUUAAAACUCUUUGGAAGGGAGGGCCAUGAAAAUGUUGUUAAGUUCAUUGGUUGUGUUACAGUUGGAGUAUCACGAGCUUCAUCGCGAUCUUGCACUAACAUCCUUCUUGAUGAGCAUCGUGUCUGCAAGUUGACUGACUUUUCUCUUAUCAGGAUUUCAAAUACGGCCCAGGAAAUGCCAAGGGGAUGUAUCCCAAUCAAAUGGACUGCACCCGAGAUUCUCUUUGGACAUGUGGAACAACUGUCAACCAAAAGCGAUGUGUGGUCCUACGGCAUCGUCCUGUAUGAAAUCUUCACUGUCGGAGGCAUUCCUUACGAAGGAUGGUCUCAAUCCACGACAAUGAAAAAAAUCGAAGAAGGUUAUCGUCUGCCAAAGCCUGAACAUAUCGACGACAGUUUAUACGCGGUGAUGUUAAACUGCUGGAAAUACGAAAGCGCCAGCCGGCCACACUUUGUGAAGCUCUACCAAACAAUGGAUACAUAUAUUAAAACAAAGACAUAUGUAGAUAUCUUUGACGAUGACAAGUAUGAUCAGGAUAAGUACAACUUUGUCGAUGACCGUGGAGCUGUUGCAAACCCAGAAGAUGCAGGACCGGACGAGCUAGGAGCAGCUGCAGCAAAUCCCAUCGGUGAAGUGGGUGAACACGGUGCUACGGCACAUCCCUUUCUGGUUGCAAUGGACGAUGAUGCUACAGCUUUCCCUCUUGGAAUUAACGUAGGAGACGAAGGAGCACCUGCAACAGAUCCCGACCGUGAAGUGGGUGAACACGGUGCUACGGCACAUCCCUUUGUGAUUGCAAUAGACGAUGGUGCUCAAGCUUUCCCUUUCGCUAUUAACGUACCAGAGAAAGGGGCAGCUGCAGCAAAUCUCGCCCAUGAUGUGGGUAAGCACGGUGCUGCUGCACAUUCCUUUGUGGUUGCAAUUGACGAUGGUGCUACAGCUUUCCCCUUCGCUAUUAACUUACAAGACAAAGGGGCAGCUGCAGCAAAUCUCGCCCAUGAAGUGGGUAAGCACGGUGCUACUGCACAUCCCUUUGUGGUUGCAAUUGACGAUGGUGCUACAGCUUUCCCCUUCGCUAUUAACUUACAAGACAAAGGGGCAGCUGCAGGAAAUCUCGCCCGUGAAGUGGGUAAGCACGGUGCUACGGCACAUCCCUCUAUGGUUGGAAUUGACGAUGGUGCUACAGCUUUCCCUCUCGGAAUCAAAGUAGAAGAAGAAGGUUGCGCAGCAUACCCUUUUGAGAGUGAUAAGAAAGAUAUGGAUGCCCAAGCGUACCCUUUGGAGAGUGAUACUUUACCAUACCUUAGCGAGAACGAGGAAGAAGAUGUUGAUGACUCCGAGUGCCCUCUUGCGAUUGAGGAAGAAGAAAUUGAUGACUACGAGUGCCCUCUUGCGAUUGAGGAAGAAGAAAUUGAUCCUUUACCAUCCUCCCUGGUGAUGGACGAAGACGGUCUAGCUGCUUCAGCAUGUCCCCUUGUGACUGACGAAGAAAAUUCUGAUUCUUUAGCAUGCCCCCUUGUGGUUGAGGAAGAAGAUUCCAAUAACUCAGCAUGCUCCCCUGUACCUGGGGAAGAAGAUUUGGAAGCCACAGAAUGCCUUUCUGUUACUGAAAAAGAAGAUCCUACCUCUUUCGCACGCUCCGCAAAUGAGGUGAACAAACCCGAUGCCUCACCAUUCCCUUGUGUGAUCGAAGAAGAAGAUCUUGAUUCUUUAGAAUACAAUCCUCUGAUCGAAAAAGAAGGCCUCAGUGAUUCCGUCUUCCCUCCAGAAAUUCAAACUGAUGACGAAGAAGGUGUAACAAGUGAACCUGAAAAUACCGUUGGUUAUGAAGGUGCUGUAGCAGUUCAAUCUGAAAAGGAGGCAGUAGAAGAAGAACCUAAGACUUGCCAACUAGAGUACACGAAGGAUGAACAAGACGAUCUUGGAAACUAUAUGGACGACCAAAGUGAUGCUGUAGACCUUUUUGACGGAGACGCUGGCGUACAAGAGUAUGAUGGUAAUCAACUUACUGCUGCGGAUAUAGACGAAACUGGAAGUGACGAAGACGAGGAGUCAUCUGAAGCAACUCCUCUUGUGCAGGACUGAGGCUUAAUAGCAGAAUUGCUGAACCUCUAAGGUUGUAGUCUUAUAACACU
Messenger RNA from Pocillopora verrucosa, 4865 nucleotides. The record is from RefSeq and is a predicted model, not a curated record. Lineage: Eukaryota; Metazoa; Cnidaria; Anthozoa; Scleractinia; Pocilloporidae.